GUCCUCGCGCCCGCAGCCGCGAUCCGGAGCUGUGUGGUCUCAGGCAAGCGAGCCAACCGCUGCGGGAACCCGGGCGGAACGGAGCGGCGGGAGCAGGAUGGCAGAGGCCGUCGGAGCCGUGACAUUGAUUGCGGCCCCGGCCCGCCGGCGCUGGCUGUGGUCGGCGCUAGCCGCGAUGCUCGGGCUGUUGACAGCUAGAAUAUCAGCCUUGGAGGUACAUACUCCUAAAGAAAUCUUUGUGGUGAAUGGGACACAAGGGAAGCUCACGUGCACGUUUGACUCUCCUAAUACAACUGGGUGGUUGACCACCGUCUCCUGGAGCUUCCAGCCAGAAGGCACCGACAGCGCCGUGUCGUUUUUCCACUACUCACAAGGACAAGUGUACAUCGGGGAUUAUCCACCGUUUAAAGACCGAGUCACCUGGGCUGGGGACCUUGACAAGAAAGAUGCAUCGAUCAAUAUAGAAAACAUUCAGGCUGUUCACAAUGGCACCUAUAUCUGCGAUGUCAAAAACCCUCCUGACAUUGUUGUGCGGCCUGGGCAGAUUAGGCUCCAUGUGGUGGAAAUAGACAACCUGCUGGUGUUCCUGGUUUGGGUGGUGGUGGGCACUGUCACUGCUGUGGUCCUUGGGCUCACUCUACUCAUCAGCUUGGUCCUGGUCGUCCUCUACAGACGGAAGCAUUCGAAGCGGGAUUAUACCGGCUGCAGUACCUCAGAGCGUUUGUCACCAGUUAAGCAGGCUCCACGGAAGUGUCCCUCCGACACAGAGGGUCUAGUAAAGAGUCCGCCUUCCGCCGGAUCUCACCAGGGCCCAGUCAUAUACGCACAGUUAGACCACUCUGGCGGACAUCACAGUGGCAAGAUUAAUAAGUCAGAGUCUGUUGUGUAUGCGGACAUCCGGAAAGACUAAGAGAACACCCCAAAUAUUUCUUAAGCAAGAAACAAAUCCAAGCGGACUCUUGUGAGGAAAGUGUCCAUAACCAUGUGUGGCCUUGAAGCAAGGACAAGCACGUGUGUAUUCAGAGAGAGAAGAAAAUGUGUAUAAAGGAAAUGUGUAUUCUAUUUAAUCUUCCGAUGUGAGAGGCCAAUGUUGCAUGAUGAGAUGGUAUGAGUCUAUGUAUGUGUAAGUUGUCUUGCUGUUUCUCUAUAUUCUUUCAGAGUCAUUUCCAGCUGGAAAGUUUCAGAAACAUCCUGUCACCCCGGGAUAUGGUUUGCCUUAUUGAAGACUCUGCAGAACCCUUAGGCUUCCCAACAGACGUGGCCUUUUCAUCAAGGGCUCAACCAGUCUAAGCAUUUCUUGUAGUUAGAGAGUGAGAUGUUGAGUGGAAGUGAGUGUCUCACAAUAUCAGGACCGUUUUGUUCUGUGCCCGUGCUAGCUGAUCGAUGCCAUCCAUUAACCAUGCCACCAGAGGAUGGUUUGAGAGGUUUUUGUUGAUGCUUUUCUAAAAUUUGAGGGACUUUUGAGCUUGAGAGCAUCGCCAUCCUGCUAUUAGCUAAGAGCUCACCAGUGAGUCGGCUGACUGAGGCCGCGGUUGUGGUUAAAAGGGUACAAGUUACAGCACCCCAGCAUGACAUUAACAUGUGAAGGGUACAAGUUACAGCACCCCAGCAUGACAUUAACAUGUGAAAGAUGUCAGAGGAAGUCAGCAUCUUGCUUCUCCUCUCCUUAGGGAUUCAGUGAAUGAUCGUACAUUCUAGAUACCCCAGGUGCUUGAUGGUCUCCUUGUAGUGCCGAGACAGAGACAGUGCAUACGGUGCUAGGAGUGGGCUCUGUUCAAAUGACACCUCCUCUUAGGGGCUUUCUGCAUCUGGCUCCGUGACCUCCCUGCCCAGUUAGAACCAAACCCUCUGUUGGCCCAAGCCAACCUUCUUCCCUAGGCAGAAACAGUUAGCUGCUGGCAUCCUGGACUGAGUCUGCAGCCUGGUUCUAGCUGCUUACAGGACAGCGUGCAAACCUCAGGGUCUAACUCCACACCCCACCUCCUUGGAGCAUCCGGUCUCUUUCCGGAAACUCUGUCUUCGGGCCUAGCUACAGAUAACAGUGAGGUCACAUCCACACGGCAGACCUGUGCUUCCUGUGUCUUCUGACCAGAAGAGUGCAUGCGAUUUGAGAAGAGACACUUAAAAGUGAUAGCUUUUUAAAAUCCCUGUCUGUAUUUUCUCACGGAAAUGUAUCCAGCUAGGAGAGAUAUCAAGUUCAUUGUUACUUUUUGAUAUUUUCAUUUGUACUUCUGUGACUAUUUUAAUACAUCUUUUUUGAUUUCUGAA
Rattus norvegicus (Norway rat) is the source of this 2268-nucleotide messenger RNA. It is a transcript of the gene Mpzl1, whose product is annotated as myelin protein zero-like 1. Gene Ontology annotation, molecular function: identical protein binding. NCBI's taxonomy places the organism in Eukaryota, Metazoa, Chordata, Mammalia, Rodentia, Muridae. The record is from RefSeq and is marked validated. Gene Ontology annotation, cellular component: plasma membrane; membrane.